AUGAUUUUCAAGUCAAAUCUUUUGCUUAUCAAAUUUUCUUUGCUUGCGUUUCUGAUGAUUUUCUCAGAGGUUGCUGCUAGGGAUAUGCCUGCUCUGCCUUCACACCCAUUACUCAAAUCAAAUGAAGCUCAGAGCACAACAGAAAUGUUGAAUGACCCAAUUAAGCCCCAAUGGUGGAAUUUCGCCGGAACGAUAGCUACUUUUUGCAUAGAGUGCCGAUGUUGUAUUCCUGAAUAA
This is a messenger RNA of Nicotiana tabacum (common tobacco), 237 nucleotides long. The record is from RefSeq and is a predicted model, not a curated record. Lineage: Eukaryota; Viridiplantae; Streptophyta; Magnoliopsida; Solanales; Solanaceae.